AAGAAUGUGCAGUCUGAGGGAGGUGCGUGCGCGAGAUGCUCUAUAAAUGGCACACACGAACUUCAGGUGCAAAACCAAAGAUUUCACAGCUCUCGUGUUAUACCAAAAGAGUUCCAUUUAUUUUCAACAAAACCAUUUGUGACUACAAAUGUCACGUCAAGUUGUUCCUGUAGUUGUUUGAAAAUAUUUCCGAUGAGGAUAUGAAACGCGUGACAGACAUUGCUCUUGUUCUGAUCUUCGCCUGUAUCGUGCAGCAGUUCGUACAGGUGAACAGCCUGAGAGAUAGAGGGAGGAGAGCGCAGGCAGAUAGGAAGGGGAAAAGAAGAGGUCAACGGAAUGAAAGUGAUCUGAGAGGGAGAUUCUCACUGAAGGACGGAGCGCGGUGCUCGUGGCGCGCAGCGCGCGGGGGUGAUGCGUUUGUAUUGGGAGUCACGUGCAAAAACGGGCCAAAGACUUUCGGCUGCGAAUAUGUAGCGAAGCCCACAGCAUGUGAACAGUACGCAUCUAAUACCAAAGCCUACUGGAAACAGAUCACCCGUUCGCUGAAAAAGCAGAGGAGAUUGUGUCGCGACUCUGCGGCGAUGGUCAAAGCCGGUAUGUGCAGGAGCGCGCACUUCAGACUGAAGGACACGCGUCCCUCCUCCAGAGUCCCGUUACCGCCAACCGCGGGGAAUAAUCACUGUCCUGACCGGAUCGAGAGGCUGAAAGUGGCCGAAGAAUACUGCAGCAGAGCCUGGUCUUCACUGUGUGCAUUCUUCUUCUUGAUGCUUGAGAAUGAUGAAUGCUCAUGAUUGACUUUGAAAAACUUUUUUUCAAGGCAAAUUUUAUAUUCCAUUAAUUUCUGAAUGAAAUUAACUUCUU
This is a messenger RNA of Sinocyclocheilus rhinocerous, 861 nucleotides long. RefSeq names its product fibroblast growth factor-binding protein 1-like. The transcript has a single exon. The record is from RefSeq and is a predicted model, not a curated record. Gene Ontology annotation, molecular function: growth factor binding. Bases 201 to 791 code for a protein of 196 amino acids. NCBI's taxonomy places the organism in Eukaryota, Metazoa, Chordata, Actinopteri, Cypriniformes, Cyprinidae. Gene Ontology annotation, biological process: cell-cell signaling.